This is a messenger RNA of Rhagoletis pomonella (apple maggot), 5209 nucleotides long. RefSeq lists its product as uncharacterized. Gene Ontology annotation, biological process: regulation of gene expression. Gene Ontology annotation, cellular component: nucleus. The record is from RefSeq and is a predicted model, not a curated record. NCBI's taxonomy places the organism in Eukaryota, Metazoa, Arthropoda, Insecta, Diptera, Tephritidae.
ACAAAUUAAAGCCGCGCGCUGCUUUUUUCUUAUAAUCGAAAUAAAGUGAAGUGAAAAACUCUCUGGGUGUUUUUUCCCCCAUUAUUUUUGUCUUUCUUUUACACCUUUUUGCUGUUCCGUACUAAAGCCAAGUGAGUGCGGCGGCUAUUCUGCAACUCAUCGACAUCGACAGUCUUUACUGUUGUCUGUUGUGGCUAGUCAAUUCAGUUCGGCAGCAACAUCAGCAGCAGCCGAACCAUCAUCAUCGCAACAACAUUGUGUCGUCUCUUCAACUCUUCAAUUCUUCAAUUCAAUUCAACCCCCAACGCAAACGCAGACGGUACUACGGGUACUUAAGUAAACAUUUUUAUGUGAUGUGGUGUGGUGGUUCGCGCGUGAACUGACCCAACGCCCCCAGUGAUCGCUUUACAGAAUUUAGUAGUCAGAAAAUAAAAGAAUAGUAGCUGAAAAAGAAAAUGCAAUAAAUUAGAAUUUCGCUGUGCUGUGUGAAAGCGUGUGAGACGAAAGCGAAGAAAUUGUAAAACGAUAAAACGCAGUUACCAAAACAAUAAGCAACAAAGAUAUAGCCAAAUAAAAAUGGUUUAAAAACAAGUAGCAAACUAAAAAGACAACAACAAAAGUGAAGUACGGUGAAGUGAACACAAAAUGUGUGUACAACUACAAAUAAAAAAGUGUUAAAAAUCAAUCAAAAUAUCAACGCAAUGCAAAUUGUUAAAAUGGAAAACCCUGAAAACAGUGAAAAAUAAAAUUUCAACGCACAGAAACAGCGAAAAGUUCAUGGCGAAAAAAAUUUCGCCAACAAAAUUUUGAAGCGCGUGAAAAAAAUUUUUAACUAAAGGAAACACACAAAAAGGCAAUAAGAUACUAAAGUGCUAAAAACAAAUAAUCGCAAAUAGCUGCAAACUGCAAUUGCAAAAUUUAUGAAAACAAACAAACAGUACAGCCACUAUGUACGAAAUGCUAAAAGCAAACGCACUGCACGUGCAAAUGGAAUAACAAUUAAAUAUUAAAAUAAAUAAAAAAAACUACAAAAACACACAGAAUUUUUACAAGUCAAAUGUGUAGUAAAGAAAAUAUUACUACAAUGUGCAACAGUGCAGAAAAAGUUAAAUCAAAAUACGUUUCAAAAACGAGAAAAUAAAUAUUUUUUACAAGCCUUAAAUAAAUACUGAUAUAAAAUAGUGUUUUUUUUUGUUUUGUAAACAGACAACCAAAAUAAAUAUUGGCAUGACAUAUUGAUUCAACAAAACAAUCGACUUUUUUAAUUAUGUGCCAACGGUAUCAACCAAAAACUGUGUAAAUAUUUAUGAAAUACAUGAAAUAGAUUUUCGAUUGCCAAAUUUUUAUGAAGCGUGAUAUAGAAAUGGUAUAAAACAAUAAAGGACUUGUGUGCAGAACAUACAUAUGUAUGUACAAAUGUAAUUGUUGGUGUGAAUAUUACUUUGUGACAUCUGCAUUUUUUGGCAUUUUAUGGAUGUAACAAUUUGUACACGAAGCAUAUAAAACCGGAUAUUUUUUUUUUUGCGAAUAUUUUAUACACAGCCACGUUUAUGGCAAAAAUUGCGCCUAUUCAACAGCCAAAUUAAGCUUAUGAAUUUUUUCAUCUUUAUAUCAACACAACAAAAGUGACAGAAACAGGAAUGCAAGUUCAACAGGCAACCAAAUGAUGCAAAUUAAUCUGUCGUUAAACAAACGCCAAUAGUGUGUUGCAAAAAAAUCAAGUUAUGGAACUACCCUCGAUGGUGCAACGCUCUGGCGACACGCUAAUUGUGCGCAGCGUCGUCAGUGGUAAUCAAUUGUAUUUGGAUCAGGGUGCCGCCUCCACGAAAAACAACAAUAACCACAAGCAUAGUAGCCCUUCGCCGUUGCAGCAGCAGCAAUCGCAAUCGAGUGGCACCGCCAACUUGUCAACUAGUGCACUGGAACAAUUAGAACGCUAUCGUGCCGCAGCUGCACAGUAUCACCUACAACAACAACAACAGCAUCAGCAACACCAAAAUGCCGCACAACAGCAACAAAAUGCGGUUGCUUCGGCGGUAGCUCAUCAGCAGGCAAUGGAGCUGAAAGAUGAGGGGCUGCCACAGUGUAAAAUCAAGCGCAAUUACAGCUGCAGUUACUGCACUUACUUCACGCAAAAUCCGCGAUACCAUCUUACGCAUCUGCGAGACGUUCAUGGCGAAAAAAUCGUCAUCAAUAAGUGCAAGCUGUGCCUGUAUGCGUCGCGACAUUUUCAAAAGUUGGUGCGGCACAUGAAAAUGGUGCACGGCUGCACCGAUGGUGUGGCGGCCGGUGGACACGGGCAGCCGCGUGGCAAGCGCGGUAUGAGUCGGGAGGCACGCAAGCGAAAGUUGGAACAAAGCGUGGGUUUGGGCGCUGCACCGAAUGAUAUGAGUGACAGCAGCGGAGGCAAUGUCGUAAUGAGUGAAGGUGUGUCGAAAAUGCCGACUUAUGAGCAGGUUAAACGCGAACUGGAGCUGCAGCGCGAAUCCCUUAUCGCCGUUGUUUAUGAGCGUGAGUUACAGGCCCAGCGUGAGCGUGAACUAGACGCCCGUCAACAAGCACAGAAUGCAUACGAACAAGAAAUGCAGGCAGCAACAGCAGCUGCUGCUUCAGCGGCUGCAUCCGAAGCACAACGUCGUCAAUCGCCAGCUAAUGCAGCCACCCCCAGCAGCAUCAGCAGCAACAAUGCAAGUGCCUCUGUAAAUGGCUCUAGCAGCAAUAACGGCAGCGGAAAUCUUUCAGCUUUUCAAUUGCCACCAGCUCAUCAGCAGUCACUUACGGCACAUACCCGCAUCAUUGAGCUUUCACCAUCACCCACCGACUCAGUGUCGUCUGGGCAUGGAGCUGACGCCGCUACCGCAGCUGCAUUGCAUUCCAGUGGGGUUUCACUGAACUACGUUGUAGAUGAGCCCACCCAGAAUAGGCUGUUGAAGUGUAGCCUUUGCGAUUUCACCACACUCUUCCGCGCACAAUUGGUAGAUCACGAAUUAGAUGAGCAUUGUAAGACAAAAUUUUUCCGCUGUGAGAAGUGUUCGUAUGUAACACACAUUAAGGCACGGUUCAGCAAACACGUCAAAUAUCACUCCAUGCCUAUGAUCAAAUGUGUCACGUGUGAUUUUCGUACUCCUUAUAAGUGGAAUCUCGAUCGGCAUAUGAAAAAUCAUGGUGGCGCAGGUCCAUUCAAGUGUGCUGCCUGCGAUUUUACAGCCGAUAUCAAGCAAUCGCUGACGGUGCACGAAAUGAAUCAUCAUGUGCCACCGGUUGGGCAUGCAGCGGGCAUGUCGCUGGGACGACGACCAAACAAGGUCGGUGGUACAGAUUUACGUGAAGAUUUUCUAAGCGAUUCUGUUGAUUUGUUGGAGGAUCAUUUCAAUAAUAACAAUCUCGAUGAAUACGAUGAAGCGUUCGUAGCCGCAGAGCCUUACACCAAACGCAGCAAAUAUGACGAGGAAGAACCGACCGACUUGUCUGCGAAAGGUGGCUCCUCCGACACGUCGUCAGUGCAUAAUCAAAGUUUGAGUGUAUCACUAACGCCAAAAGCAAAGCGGCCAAUACCGAAUCUCAUUCCGAUACCGAAAAAUAAUGGACCAAGCAUUAUGAAUCUUCCCAAGGAGUUCGCUGCCUCGCGUAGCUCCCUUACCGAUAUCGCUUCUAUAUUCUUUAAUGAUAAGCAAAUCUCCGAGAUGUUGCAGCCACUCGAGAAAUCGGACGCCGCUCAAUUAUCACCAACUCCCACCGUUGCGUCCACAUCCAGCCAUGCUUCUCGCAGUUUGCUUCACAAGAAACCCACACCGGGUGGCAGUUUCUUCGACAAAUUGAAAUCCUCCGCGUUGGCAGGACCAAGCGAGAAUCUCAUCUGUCCAUGUGGUCAUAUGGCCAAGUGUCUGUCAGAGUCGAUCAUCCACCGCAAAACAUGCAAUUUCGCUGCUAUCGCCGAAGAUGAUGUUGAGGAAGAGCAAGAUGAUGCAGACGAUCGCCUGGAAAUAGAUUUUGCCGAUGAUGAAGAUCGGCAAUCGCAUUCGGCACUUAAUUUGAGUGUAACCGGUUCAACGCGUUGCCAGCAUUGUCGCCAUCGUUGCAAAUCAUCUGCAGAUCUGUUGAAUCAUCUCAAGCAAUGUACCGAGGCUAGCCGAUGUGGCAAUGACUCUUUCGAUUCAAUGUCUGGUGACAGCAACGCCGGUCGUGUUGGUGGUGCUGACUCCACUAAUGACCAACAUCCGAUGGAGAAUCGCGUAUUCAUCUGGAAUAAAAUGCCUGGUGGUGACACUGGGCAGCGUGAAGGAAGUCAGUGCUCGGAUAGUAGGGGGCAGACAAAUAAUACCGCAGAAUCAUCGGGUAGCAGCGCACACGGCGCUAGCAGUGCAACUUGUGAAGAGAAUAGCUAUUAUGGUGUUGAAACGGCGCCAGGUUAUGGUGAGGUAACGAAAAAGAUGACGCCGGAAGAAGAAGCAGCUAAUUCUUCUUUGAAGAAAGUAUACAAGUGUCCGCACUGUUCUUUCUGGGCAUCAACAGCUUCGCGUUUUCACGUACACAUUGUCGGUCAUUUGAAUAAGAAACCGUUUGAAUGCUCGCUCUGUUCAUAUCGUUCCAAUUGGCGUUGGGAUAUCACCAAGCACAUUCGCCUAAAGACCAUACGUGAUCCCAGCCACAAGAAUGCACGUGUGCUGAUGAACGACGAAACGGGUCGUCGUAAUUACACCAAAUACAAUAAAUACAUCACAUUAAUGAAGGUAACCGAAGAAGAUGGCGAUCCAAAGUUAAUGAAAUCCGGCGAAAUGACACCAAAUCAGGUAGCUUCGUUAUCCUUUAUCAACGAUUACAAUAAAAAUGUGGUACCUAAUGCCUUGACCUCUACCCAUUUGAAUGGCAUCAAGGAGGAUAUAACACUAGAGCCAAUACCAUCGAAAUCUAGCGCCGGUAGUAAUAAUAGUAGUGGUAAUAAUAAUGGCAACGAUCAGUUAGCCGACGGUUUCAUACGUUUACCAUUGCUAGCGACAAUGAUGAAUGCUGCAAUGGCACAACAACACCAUCAACAACAAAAAGACUCCGAACAGGGUCAAGCAACAAUGAUUACACCCUCAGUAACUAUUUCCGCUGUUAAGCGUUCGCCACCGCCUCUUAUAAAGCCUAGUGAUGAUCUGGUCACAGAUGUGCGCCAGGAGGGCAACGAAAAGAAAACAUUUUAUAGGUGUCGCAAGUGCACUUUUCG